ACUUAUUAUAUCUAACUACUGUAGAUAUGCUUCCACCGAUGGAUUCGCUGUGCUUAGCGGCGAUGGGGCUAUUGCCGUUGCUAGCCUUCGUCGUCCUUGUGUCCAUCACCAAGCCCAAGAGCAAGGUCAUGUGCGGUGGUGCCACGCAGCUCCCUCCGGGCCCUGCAUUCUCGUGGCCCCUGGUGGGCAACCUGCCGGAGAUGAUGCUCAACAGGCCGGCGUUCCGAUGGAUACACUUGAUGAUGCAGGAAAUGGGCACCGACAUCGCCUGCAUCCGCCUCGGCCGCAUAUUUGUCAUCCCCAUCACCUGCCCGAAGAUCGCCCGCGAGGUACUCAAGAAGCAGGACGCCAACUUCGCCUCCCGCCCGCUCACCUUUGCCUCAUCGGCAUUUAGCGGCGGGUACAAGAACGCCGUGCUGUCCCCAUUCGGCGACCAGUGGAAGAAGAUGCGCCGCGUACUCACCUCCGAAAUCAUCUGCCCCUCCCGGCACCGGUGGCUCCACAACCAGCGUGCCCAAGAGGCCGACAACCUCACAAGCUACGUCUACACGCUCGCCACCGCGCCGUCCUCUGCCGUUAACGUGAGACACGUUGCAAGGCAUUACUGUGGUAACGUCAUCCGGCGGCUCGUCUUCGGCCGGCGGUACUUCGGCGAGCCUCGGCCAGAUGGCGGCUCGGGCACGAUGGAGGUGGAGCACAUGGACGCUGUGUUCACCUCGCUAGGUCUCCUCUAUGCGUUCUGCAUCUCUGACUACCUACCAUGGCUGCGCGGCAUCGGCCUCGACCUGGACGGACACGAGAAGAUUGUGAUGGAGGCCAAUGCGACGGUGAACCGGCUGCACGACACGGUCAUUGAUGAGAGGUGGAGGCAAUGGAAGUCCGGCCAGAGGGAGGAGGUCGAGGACUUUCUUGAUGUGCUCAUCACGCUCAAGGACGCAGCGGGGAACCCUCUUCUCACCAUCGAGGAGGUGAAAGCACAGUCGCAGGACAUAAUAUUUGCCGCCGUUGACAACCCAUCAAACGCAGUGGAGUGGGCGCUGGCGGAGAUGUCCAACAUUCCCGAGGUGAUGCGGAAGGCGGUGGAGGAAAUCGACCAGGUGGUGGGCCGAGAGCGGCUUGUCCAGGAGUCAGACAUCCUGCACCUCCCCUAUCUCAAGGCGUGCAUUCGUGAGGCAUUCCGGCUGCACCCUGUCGCACCCUUCAAUGUGCCACACGUCGCGCUUGCUGACAGCAACGUUGCCGGUUACCGUGUGCCCAAGGGCAGCCAUGUCAUCCUCAGCCGUAUGGGACUCGGACGGAACCCAGCUGUCUGGGACGAGCCGCUACGCUUCAAGCCAGAGCGUCAUAUUAAUACAACAGCCGACAAUGAUGUGACUCUCACGGAGAAUGAGUUGCGGUUCAUCUCCUUCAGCACUGGCCGCCGUGGGUGCGUGGCGGCGUCACUUGGCACGGCCAUGUGCGUAAUGCUCUUUGGACGGCUACUGCAGGGAUUCACGUGGACCAAGCCAACGGGUGUAGCAGCUGUCGAUCUCAGUGAGUCGGAGCACGAUUUAUUCCUAGCCAAACCGCUUGUGCUAUACGCCGAACCUCGCCUGAUGGGACAUCUCUACGCCGCUGGCCAUUGUUGAACAAGUUAAUAUGUUGCUGCCAAUAACGAGCUAUAUUUACGUGGCUCUUCCGUUACACAAUUUUUAAUUUUUGUUAUCCUUUCUGCUUAGUCGAUUUCUAUCUCUGUGUGAGUUGUACCACGAAUUUAUGCAUGUAUUUUGGGGGUCUUUCUCGUUCCUGCAAGAUAGGGGCAGUUGCUCUCCUACUCAAAAAGGCAUAUUAUAUAUUUAUAUAUAUUUGGGAUAUGGGCACCAUAUUGUAUACCUAAAUUCUUGAAUAAUAAAGAGGA
Triticum dicoccoides is the source of this 1897-nucleotide messenger RNA. Its product is annotated as tyrosine N-monooxygenase-like. Bases 27 to 1628 code for a protein of 533 amino acids. NCBI's taxonomy places the organism in Eukaryota, Viridiplantae, Streptophyta, Magnoliopsida, Poales, Poaceae. Gene Ontology annotation, molecular function: oxidoreductase activity, acting on paired donors, with incorporation or reduction of molecular oxygen; heme binding; monooxygenase activity. The transcript is spliced from 2 exons. The record is from RefSeq and is a predicted model, not a curated record.